GCCACACAUAGGCGCCCUGCCCGCCAUGGUUUACUGCAUUCCCCAAUCGAAGCAUGUCAAGCUCACGCUCGCGUGCUACCCGAAAAGCAAGACUGCUGCAGCUCAUCCCAAUUCCAGUGAACUGCAAUAUCUCGCCUACUACGCAUCUAGCAGGCCCAAGAAGCUCAUUAAAGUCGGUCUAUACAUCCGCCAGAAAGUUGUGAAGGACGUGUAUUGGAACAGACAGACGGAGAUCAUUGUGUCGCUCGACAUUUGCGCCGCACUCAUUGAGAAGUGUCACAAUAAUCUAAAUCUCUUCGCCAGAGAUGUCAUUCAAGUGCUCAACUCUGCAGUCACAUUGGCAAGCAAAGAUACUGCCAUGCUUGAUCAUGUUGCAUCGUGUUUCAGCAGCCUGGCGAAGUAUUUGAAUGAGUCUCUGCUAGCAACAGAUGAAGUCUUUGCGCAACAAUAUAACGAACUGCUAUCGUCUCUUGCGAGUAUGGCUAUUCAGUAUCGUUCUGAACAAGAUUGGAAGGCUACUAAAGUUUGCGUCGAAGCUCUACAAGCUGCGUGUAAGAGCAAAGGUGUCGCGGCCCCAAAUGCGCAAAUACAGAUUGCAACUCUCAUCCGCUCUUCUCUCGAGAUUUUGUACACUACCACGGAAGAUGCCCUUUAUGGUCUGCGUGCGAGCUUUCAACGUAGGUCUGUUGAUCUUGCCAAACAUGAGCGGCGCCUGUCUUCAAUGUCUGCGACGGCAUCAAGACCCACUGUUACUAGCCCACAAAUGGUUCAAGCAGAAUCCGGAUGCGAGUCAGCGGAAUGGAAAGUACAGGUUUCUGCUCUCCAAACACUACGAAUUCUGUUCGAUACGAAUGAUGCAACACAGAUUCGUGCCGCGUCUAUCGAGAUCCUAUCAUUCUUUCAAGCACAUCAGAUGAAUGAUAGCGGCUGGGCUAGUACUAUUAUACAAUUUGCUACAGCCUGGGCUCCGAUCAACCUUCGCUUUCACAUUCUUGGCAUAUGCUUGAGGGAGUUGGUGAGUAUGGCAACCGAAUCCUGGCCAGACGCAAAGCAAAGCUCAUUAUUGUAUUGGAUACAAGGGCUACUGACGUCAAAGGUGAGUCUGAUCGGCCUCUCGACUGUGGACGUCUUAGAGACCCUCAUGACGUUUGCGCGUACGCUGGCGCAAAUGACAGAUUCUGCGACCGCUCUCAGUGUCGUGCACAGUAUUAGACUGGUCAGGGAGGAGGGAGCUGGCCGAGCUAGCAAUGAGAAGGCAGACUUUCUACUUCGUUUCGUCCGAACGGCUGGCUCAGUUUCAUCACAUUCUUACUAUGAAGGGCAGCUCUCUGAUCUUUGCCAGUCAGUUCUCGGGAGUUUGAGCUCACCCGCGACAGAAAACAAUACGGGCCAGACACUCUACGAUUUCCUUCAAUUGGAAGUCUUGUCCUAUCUAAUGAAGGCUGCCCUUCCGUUCACCGUACCGGGUGAAACGCACCAGCGCAUCUCCAUAAAUCAUUGGAUCGGUUCAUUACAUCUGCUUGAACACAAGGAGCGUGCUCUGAGGGUGGAAUUUGUCGAUGUCCUUCUGCAGUAUUUGCAUUCAGAUUAUCUUCAGGUCCCUUCCUCAACAGACGAACUCCAAUACACGGAACUAUUGCUCAAGAAAUUUCAGGUGGCGAUGUCUCGAUGCGCCGCAUGCAGCUGCGAGGACGCGAAUGGCUUGCUUGCAUGGUUCGUGCUGGCUAAAACCUUCGCUGUCGUUCUCGAAUUGAAGCACUUUGCUGGCUUUGUCCCAAUGUUUUAUCACAUUGUUACGCACGGCACUAUUCAGGAACCGCUGGCUUCCGCGUUGGUCACUCUUAUCCUAGGAGCUGCAGCAGACCACCAUGAUUUGACCAGUGCUAGAUCGCUGCUAGAUCUGCAAGCUGCCACCUCUUUAUUCACGACUGUCUUUGCUGCACGCGACCAGACACGUCAAAGCGUUACCGAUUUGAUACAAGCCGACGCAAAGCCUCUUGUAUCUCAAUCAACUCACGCGCAAAUCACACUUCCCGCCUCGCAGAUCAUCAUGCAGAGCCUACUUCAAAGUGCCCGCCUUGACGAUUGUGGGCACGAUACUGGUGAAGAAUGGGAUACCCAGGCAAAUGAUUCAUCACUACAGCUACCUCUGCAUGCGAAAGAAUCACAGAGCUCAGCGAUCUUGUCGACCAAAAACACUAGCAAAGGAUCUAUCGAGCCUUCAUCAUUUGCGGAAGACAAGGAAGAGCACGCCGGACGGGUCAAUAAACUGAAACUUGCCCUCUCAACGACAGUCUCACCCAAGGCUCACACGCCGCUCCGCAAAGCUAGCAAUGAUAUGAGCGACCUUCUUGAUGGGAUAGAGCUGGAGACCCUGACGAGUGAUCAUUGAGUCGGGCUGCCUUAUUCAGCAUGAACGAGACAAAAAUUAGCAUAACAGCCUUAGCAAAUUAAUUGAUUUGAUUAUGAGACUG
Molecule: messenger RNA, 2474 nt
Organism: Protomyces lactucae-debilis
Lineage: Eukaryota; Fungi; Ascomycota; Taphrinomycetes; Taphrinales; Protomycetaceae
Exons: 3
Coding region: 26-2392 (788 amino acids)
Biological process (GO): protein localization to plasma membrane
Cellular component (GO): plasma membrane
Source: RefSeq, a predicted model, not a curated record